Molecule: messenger RNA, 291 nt
Organism: Serpula lacrymans var. lacrymans S7.9
Lineage: Eukaryota; Fungi; Basidiomycota; Agaricomycetes; Boletales; Serpulaceae
Exons: 1
Source: RefSeq, a predicted model, not a curated record
CCAGUACUGAUAGAUUCGGGAUGCACAGACUCCAUCAUUGACGAAGCCUUUGUUCGGCAACACAACAUUUCCACGAAACCACUUCUGACUCGUGUUAUUGUUUCAAAUGCAGAUGGAACCAAAAAUUGCACUGGACCUCUGACAGAAUAUGUGACCCUUCAUCUAACUGUGGCGGGCCGCACGGAAUUAAUGGACUUCCUGGUUACUGGACAGAGGGAGACCAGAAUUUUAUUAGGACACAAUUGGCUACGAUGCACGAAUCCCAACAUCAACUGGCAAACAAACACUAUC